Messenger RNA from Closterium sp. Naga37s-1, 477 nucleotides. The record is from the annotation of a GenBank genome assembly. NCBI's taxonomy places the organism in Eukaryota, Viridiplantae, Streptophyta, Zygnematophyceae, Desmidiales, Closteriaceae.
AUGUUUCCGACAUUUGACAUUGGCGACAGAAUCAUCGCGGAGAAGGUCUCCUACUAUUUCCGGGAACCAGAGAUUGACGACAUUGUCAUUUUCAAGGCACCCAAGGUUCUUCAGGAACGAGGGUACAGUGCAGGCGAAGUAUUUAUCAAGCGAAUCAUAGCUACUGCUGGUGACGUUGUGGAGGUCAAGGCUGGGAAAACCUAUGUGAAUGGUGUCCAGAGGAGUGAUGACUUCACUUUCGAACCACCUGCAUAUGAUAUGAAGCCGCAGUAUGUCCCACCAGGAUACGUGUUUGUCAUGGGAGACAAUCGUAACAACAGCUAUGACUCACACAUCUGGGGCCCUCUGCCGGUGGAAAAUGUAUUGGGCCGAUCAAUCUACAGAUACUGGCCUCCUAACAGACUGGGUUCUACAGUUUUGGAAGAAUCAGCUGUAUUCAGUGCAGGGGAUUCUGCUCCUCAAUUGAAGUCCCCAUGA